AUGUGGCCUGCAGAUGUAUUGGUGUCCCCAGUGAUCCCGUAUCCACGUUUUACUGAUCUCGGACCCGGUCAACUUGCGGAUUUGUAUUUGACCGUUCGCCAGAUUGCUGCACCGCUGGUAAAACACUUCAACGCGACCAGUUUGACCAUCUCCAUUCAGGAUGGCAAAGAUGCGGGUCAGAGUGUUCCGUCCACAACAUGUCCGUGUGUGACUCCUAUACGUUUUCUCAUUCUGCAGCAUGUCCACGUCCAUGUGCUCCCACGGAAACCGAAUGAUUUUCCGCGCAACGAUGACAUCUAUCAAGCGCUACAAGAGCAUGACCAACUGCCUAAUCGAGUCUAUCGAACCGAGGAGGCAAUGGCCGCGGAGGCCGCGGAAUUCCGCACCCUGUUCUAUAAAAACUAA
This is a messenger RNA of Echinostoma caproni, 405 nucleotides long. The record is from the annotation of a GenBank genome assembly. Lineage: Eukaryota; Metazoa; Platyhelminthes; Trematoda; Plagiorchiida; Echinostomatidae.